This is a messenger RNA of Hyphopichia burtonii NRRL Y-1933, 610 nucleotides long. RefSeq names its product SAGA histone acetyltransferase complex subunit. Lineage: Eukaryota; Fungi; Ascomycota; Pichiomycetes; Serinales; Debaryomycetaceae. The record is from RefSeq and is a predicted model, not a curated record. The coding region runs from base 229 to 492 and encodes 87 amino acids. The transcript has a single exon.
UCUAACAGAUUCUCACAGUUAGUAUCGUUCUCUUGAAUAUUGUCUAUAGGCGAGGCAUCCAGAGGGUUUUAUGGAAAAGUAGAUAGAGACAGAAUGUCCGAGACCCCAGUGACGUAUCAGGUUCUUGUAUGUAUGGUUUGAUAAGAUCUAGACGCAACCAACUAGAGCAAAGUAAUAUUAACAACGGCAAAAAAGGCAGAAUCCUUGUUUGGGGAUAUGAUUAAUAAUAUGGUUAAGCAGCAGGUCCUAGCCAGUCUAACCAGAUUCAAGUCAUACCAAGAAGCAGUGGGAGAAGAGGGCAAGCAUGCGACCAAGGAUGUGAUCAUCAACGAGCAACUCAAUCUGAAAAACGAUAUAUAUGGCCAGGAUAAAGCUAAAUUGAAAUCGUCAGAAACCUCCAGGUACUUCACCUGUGAUAAUUGUGGAAGGAAAAUAGCUGGUGGUCGGUUUGCUCAGCAUAUGACCAAGUGCCUUGAACGAAAGAGAAGAUAGCUCUUCAGGGGUAUCAAGGUAUUCUCACGGGUGAGGACUCAGAUACCAAGUAGAAUUUGUAUAAUAUAUAUUCUUAGCAUAUAAAAUAGUAUAGCAUAACUUAAUAAACUUAUUGGGA